Molecule: messenger RNA, 689 nt
Organism: Nanorana parkeri
Lineage: Eukaryota; Metazoa; Chordata; Amphibia; Anura; Dicroglossidae
Gene: IFT22
Product: intraflagellar transport 22
Exons: 5
Coding region: 79-639 (186 amino acids)
Biological process (GO): intracellular protein transport
Cellular component (GO): endomembrane system
Molecular function (GO): GTPase activity
Source: RefSeq, a predicted model, not a curated record
GUCAGGACGCUGGUUGUACACACCGUUAUUCGGGGAGGGAAGGAGUCGCCUUCCAUUGUCUGCUGCGUCUGCUGGAAAAUGCUAAAGACAAAAGUGCUGCUGGUGGGACCCAGCGAGUGUGGAAAGAGCGUUUUGGCAAACUUUUUAGCUGAUGCCACAGAGAACAUUGGUGGCGAAUACAGUCCAACCCAAGGUGUAAGGAUAUUAGAAUUUGAGUGCCCUAAUGUAAAUGGGAACAAAGGACCUGGAUGUGAAGUGGAACUGUGGGAUUGCGGAGGCGAUCACAAGUUUGAAAGUUGCUGGCCUGCCAUAAUGAAAGAUUCCCAUGGGGCAAUCCUCGUUUUUAAUGCAGACAUUCCAAGUCACCUCAAGGAGAUUGAAAUGUGGCACAGCAACUUCAUCCAACAGCAAAAGCUACAAGACAAUCAGUGUCUGCUGAUAGCACACCACAAGCCUGGAUCAGGAGAUGGGGCCGAGAAACCAGAUUUAUCUCCAGCAUUAGGUAAAUUAGCACUGGUACAUUCCAAUCUAGAAGAAGAUCCUGAGGAUGUGAGAAUGGAAUUUGUUAAAUAUCUCCGAGGUGUAGCCAGCUCAUUGUCAGAGAGCAGAGACCGGGAAGAGAUGUCUUUUAUCACAUAACUUGUUCUGUGACACAAGAAACCUGUCUUUGUUCCUGAAGAGUUUCCUUA